AUGGAGGUACAGCUCGAGGGGGAGGAAGAUGACUGGAAUUAUGACUCAUCUGACGAGGACUACAGCUAUGAUGAAGAUUCAGAUGGGCAGAUAAUGAAGAGGAAGAGCAAGUACCCAAGAUACAACAAUGACACUGAAAUACCACAUUUCAGUUUGUCGAUGGUGUUCAGAAGCAAGAACCAACUUUGCAAAGCUUUGAGAAGAUAUGGAAUAGUCACAAAAAGGAGUAUUGAGUUUUUAAAAUCAGAGUCAGAUAGAGUGAGGGCCAAGUGUGGAUGGCCUGGUUGUCCUUGGCUAUUAUAUGCAGCAAAAAAUUCAAGAACUUCAAGAAUGCAAGUGGUUACCUUCAAUGAUGAACACCAUUGUGCUCAGAAUAGGCAAAACAAACUUGUGACUGCUAAAGUGAUUGCACAAAGAUAUGAACACUUCAUACUAGCUAACCCAAUGUGGAAGAUUGACAGCAUGAAAGCAAUAGUUCUCCAAGAUAUGUUUGCCGAUGUGUCAACUUCUAAGUGUAAGCAUGCAAAAAAGCUUGUCAUGGACAGAUUGAUGUGUGGUAUGAAGAACGAAUACACUUGA
This is a messenger RNA of Triticum turgidum subsp. durum (durum wheat), 579 nucleotides long. Lineage: Eukaryota; Viridiplantae; Streptophyta; Magnoliopsida; Poales; Poaceae. The record is from the annotation of a GenBank genome assembly.